This is a messenger RNA of Sphaeramia orbicularis (orbiculate cardinalfish), 4357 nucleotides long. RefSeq names its product zinc finger protein 664-like. The coding region runs from base 279 to 1655 and encodes 458 amino acids. Gene Ontology annotation, cellular component: PcG protein complex; chromatin; nucleus. Gene Ontology annotation, molecular function: DNA-binding transcription factor activity, RNA polymerase II-specific; RNA polymerase II cis-regulatory region sequence-specific DNA binding. Lineage: Eukaryota; Metazoa; Chordata; Actinopteri; Kurtiformes; Apogonidae. The transcript is spliced from 2 exons. Gene Ontology annotation, biological process: regulation of transcription by RNA polymerase II. The record is from RefSeq and is a predicted model, not a curated record.
CCUGUCCUCAGACAUGAAUAGGUCUGUCCUUGUUGCUGUUUUCCAGGUCAGUAUCUGCGUCUGAAAGCUGAGUGUUGGCUUUGACUUAGUUUUUCAUAGUUUUGGGAUGGAAAUUAACCCCUUCAUGUCCACGUAUAAAUGUUUCCAAGUCCGCGCGAGGAAAAACCAUUGCUUCUGUGACCUGAACGGUGUCUUCUGGAAGGAAGCCAAAGGUGGAUUUUAAGUGAAACCUAUAAAUUGUAUCUGGAGAAACACCAAGAUCAACUGAUUCAGCAAACAUGGAUGGAAAACCCACCUGUGACCAGUGUGGAAAGACUUUCACCAGAAUGAGUGGGCUGAAGGAACACCUACGCAUCCACAGAGGAGAAAGACCAUAUGACUGUGUCCAUUGUGGGAAGACUUUCACCAGAAUGCGUGGGCUUAAGGAACACCUUCGCAUCCACAGAGGAGAAAGACCAUAUGAGUGUGACCAGUGUGAGAAGGCUUUCACCACAGCAAGUGACUUAAAAAGGCAUCAACGCAUCCACACUGGAGAAACACCAUAUGACUGUAAGCAGUGUGGAAAGGCUUUCAGCACAACUGAUGGCUUAAAAAUCCACUUACGCAUCCACACUGGAGAAAGACCAUAUUACUGCGACCAAUGUGGGAAGACUUUCACCUCAGCAAGUGACUUAAAAAGGCACCAACGCAUCCACGCAGGAGACAGACCAUAUGACUGUGACCAGUGUGGGAAGACUUUCACCAGAAAGAGUCAUUUUAAAAUCCACCAACGCAUCCACACUGGAGAAAGACCAUAUGAGUGUGACCAGUGUGGAAAGGCGUUCACCAUAGCAAGUGACCUAAAAAUCCAUCAACGCAUCCAUACUGGAGAAAGACCAUAUCAUUGUGACGACUGUGGAAAUUCUUUCACGUCAGCAGGUGACUUAAAAAUUCACCAACGCAUCCACACUGGAGAAAGACCAUAUGACUGUGACCAGUGUGGGAAGACUCUCAUCAGAAAGAGUCAUUUUAAAAUCCACCAGCGCAUCCACACUGGAGAAAGACCAUAUGACUGUGACCAGUGUGGAAAGGCAUUCAUCACAGCAAGUGACCUAAAAAUCCACCAACGCAUCCACACUGGAGAAAAACCAUUUUCCUGCGACCAGUGUGGGAAGACUUUCAGAUCGUUGUCUGCUUUACGUCCUCACCGCCGUGUUCACCACAAAAAGAUGAUGUACCCUUGUCAUAGGUGCACGAAGAUAUUCUGGUCAUCUUCCUCUUACAAGUAUCACCAACGGACCCAUAUUGGAAAGAAUCCCAACCACUGCAGAUUCUGUGACAGAUCUUUAACAGGUUCACAAUGUACCAAACAUUUCCACAAAAGACAAAAAUUGAACAGCUGUACAAAAAGUAAGACUCUAGAAAAUAGUAGAAACAAUCAGUGUCAUAACACACCAACACCGUUUGAGUGUUAUCAAUGUCCAAACAGAUUCUUGUCAUCCUCUGCUCUCUCCUAUCAUCAACACAGAUGUGAAUCAUCAACGUCAGGACCAAAAAGUACUUCAGCAUCAGAUGAGAAGAAACACAGUGUGUCUGAACCAGCACCACCAACUUCUUCUGACAAGAACAUCAGACUUAAAAACCUCCAGAUCUGGCUCCAUAGAGUCCAGAUGUGAAGACAAACACGAGACUGAAAGCUGUGUUUUAUUGUCCUCAGAGUAAAGAAGUGUGCUCUAAUGCACCACCUUAACAAAAUAGUGACGUUACAGAACCUCCACCUGCCACAACGUGUAAAGUUACGCAGGUGGAAGAAAGCUGUUCUGCAGGCUUGGUUAACAUGAGCUUUAAAUGAUAGAUCUGGGUCAAAUAGAACUCCUAGGUUUUUAGCUGUGGCACUGGAGGCUAUACUCAUGUUGUCCAGAGUGACUAUCUGGUCAGUUAGGAAAGUCUCUCAUACUUUUAGGGCCUAUGAUAAUGACCUCUGUUUUUUCAGGGUUAAGUAAAAGAUAAUUAGCGCUCAUCUGGGUCUUUAUGUCUCAGACACAGACAUUUAGUUUAUCCACUAGCUUGGUCUGAUCAGGUUUAAUCAAUACAGUUGUGUGUCGUCUGUAUAACAGUUGAAAAUUAAUGUCAUAUUGUCUAAUGAUGUUACCUAAAGGCAACAUAUACAGUGUAAACAAAAUGGGCCCAAGGACCAACGCUUGCAGCAUGCCAUGAAUAACUCUUGAAUAUGGUAAUGAUUGUUGGUUUAUAUUGACAAACUGGUACCUAUUAGAUAAAUAGGAUUCAAACCAGCAGAGGGCUGCUCCUCUAAUGCCUAUGUCCCAUUCUGAUCUCUGCAGUAAGAUACUGUGGUCGAUUGUGUCAAAAGCUGCACUCAGGUCCAACAGAACCAGGAUCGAAACCAGUCCAUCAGCAGCAGCUAGUAACAAGUCAUUAGUAACUUUGACUAGUGCAGUUUCAGUGCUAUGACGGGCUUGAAAACCAGACUGGAAAUGUACAAGUAAACUAUUGUCCUGUAGGUGCUGACAUAGCUGUUUGACUACCACUCAUUCAAGGACUUUUGAGAGGAAGGGCAGAUUUGACAUUGGCCUAUAGUUGGCUAGAAUGUCAGGCUCUAGAGUAGGUUUUUUCAGAAGCGGUUUAAUAACUACACAUUUAAAAGACUGUGGCACACAGACAGUUACUAAUGAGGUAUUAAUUAAAUUUAGGAUAGUGUCAGUAGUUAGGGGCAGAGUAUCUUUAAAUAGUUUGGCAGGGAUUGGGUCUAGGAGGCAAGUUGAUUAUUUAGAGGACAUAAUGAUUGAUGUUACAUCGGCUUGGUCUACAGUGGAGAAAUAAUUUAAUAUUAUAGAGGGGUUUAUAGGAGAUUCUAGGUUUGCAGCCUGAGCUGUGUCAGAGCUGAUAGUUGGAAGUAUUUUGUCUAUUUUGUUUCUAAUAGUUGAAAUUUUAUUGUUCAAGAAUUGUAGGAAGUCAUCACAGCUGAGAGUAACUGGAUUAGAGGGAUCUACUGAGCUGUGACUGUUUGUCAGCCUGGCUACAGUGCUGAACACAAACCUUAGGCUCUUCUUGUUUUCAUCUAUUAAGGAUGACUAAUAUCUAGUUUUAAAGAAUGUAAAGAAUCAAGUUUUAAAAAUGGGAAGAAGGGGCUCGGUUAAGCUAGGCUAGUAAGGCUAAAGAGGAGAGUUUUUUUUUUUUUUUUUUUUAAUCCACGAACAAAGCCUUUAGCUAAAAUCAGAUGUUGUCUUUGGCUCCGGGUGUUUACAGAGCCAACAGAAGACUAAAUUUAACCAGGUAAUAAGUGCUACAGAUAUUAGUUAAAUCGUGGAUGAAAACUAAAUGAAGAUCAGUAGGACAAUAACGACUAGCAACAACACCACCAAGCAAACACUACACUCACCUGGACGUGACGUCAAUCCACAUGUUCACAUUGUUUAUUGUUCACAGACAGAACCAGCUACUUCUGGAACUAUUUUCCACAGUUGUUUAGUGCAGUUUAAGCUCAUCCCCCCAAAUGUUCAACUCUUUCUUCACCACUAACUGCAUGUGUGAAUUAACUGUUGCACAACCUGAAGGAAACCAUUUGUUGAAGGCAUCAGAGUCCUGAAUCCAUGUGGUUUUGCAUCAGUCAUAAACAACAUGAUGAACAUCAUAUGGAUGAGACGGAAUGACUGAUGAGCUGGUAGUGGUUCAGUUCCAAACUGAGGCCAACGACAUGAAGGAGAUCACAUUCCGGUCAAGAAGGAAGUUCACCACCACCAAAGGAGACAUGACGGACUGAGUGUCAAUGUCACAACGAGUCAGUGCUCCAUCUAGUGGUCCAAUCUGGUAGUGGUCCAGUCCAGUGUUUUCCUUCACAUUAAACUGGUUUCAGCCUUUUUACACUGGUCUAAACCUGACCUGCAGAAUAUGCUUGAUUUGAUUGAAAAUGUUUUGAACUGCUGAUGACUGUGGUAAAGAGGAAACACGAUGUAUCAGAAAGUUCAGGACAUCAGUGGAACUGUUACUAAUAUUUUGUCAUGUUCUGUUGUUCUAUGUUCCACUUUAUCACCUGGUUUUAUUCUAAUUAAAAAGUGACCCUGAAACACAAGACAAAAGUAUUUACCAUCCAGCUUUUAAUGUCAUCCACACAUUAUUUGUUCAAUUACUUCUUAAUGUGACUUUUGCCAGGUGUUAGAACAGGUAAUUUUAUUUUCACAUCUGCAUCAAAGAAAUAUUACUGUCCUGAUUUAAUGUAUUCUCAUGUGCAUCGCUUCUGUUCUUUAAGUCUUAUUAAAACAUAGACUAGAUUAUGUUUAAUUUCUUUGAUUGUUUUAACAGGUUAUGGUGAUGGAGUGUGAAAUGUUUGUAGCACAGAUUAAAAUCUUGUUAAACUGAA